AUGAACGAUAUGAUGAUGAAGGUUGAAGUAGUUUCAACAGAACUAAUCAAACCUUCUUGUCCAACCCCCCUUCAUCUUAAAUCCUUCAACUUAUCCUAUCUUGAUCAGAUUGCUCCUCCAUCUCAGAUUGCUCUUCUUCUUUAUUACAGUAACGAUAACAACUACCGACAUAGGAUUACCAGUGAAAAUGAUAGUUCUUGCACGAUACUUAAGAAAUCCUUGGCAGAAGCGUUGAGCAAAUUUAUCCCUUGGCUGCUUAUCCAACUUCCUCAUGUGCAAGACCUCGCAAAGAUAUCUCUUCCAUUUGAUCCGUUUGCGGACUCUGAUGAAGGAAAUUCAACCAAAGUUUUAUCAGUCCAGGUUAAUGUUUUUGAGGAUUGUGGUGGGAUUGUCAUUGGUUUGUGCAUCUCGCACAAGUUGGCCGAUGCGUGUUCAGUCAUCACUUUUAUCAACGACUGGGCUAGUAUAGCUCGUGCUAUUGCUACUGCUGAUCAUGAUCAGCAAAUCAAAGGUCCUAUUUUCGAGGCACAAUCAUUAUUUCCACUCAAACAGUUCUUAACGGGUUUCAAACCACCCACUGCACCAAGGAUAGUUGCGGGGGAUGAUGUAAUAGUUACAAAGAAAUUUGUGUUUGGAUCCUCCAAAUUGGCAGAACUCAAGAAGAAAGCCAAAAUCAUCAGUGAGAUUGACGAUGUUCAUGAGCAGCUCAACUACCAGCCAACUCGUGUUCAAGCCCUAUCAGCUUUGAUAUGGAGGUGCUUCAUUGAUACAGAUCAAGCCAAAAACAAGGGAGCUAAUCCUACGGAAGUUUACCUAGCACUAUUCGCAAUAAAUUUGAGGGCGAGGAUGAUUCCUCCAUUGCCUUUAAACUCCUUCGGCAACGUGACAAGUGUUGCACUACCUAUGGUCAUGAGUAAGGAGGUGGCCGGUAACAAGAAAAAUGAUCAGCAGUACUACCCAUACUUGGUAGGAAAAGUUAGAGACUCCAUAAAGAAAAUCGAUGGAGACUACGUAAGAGAUCUGCAAACAAGUAAUGCGUUCUUAGAUGGCAUGAAGUCGUUCUCCGAAAAUGGUCCAAGUGCAGAGACACUGAUUCUAAGCUUCACCAGUUGGUGUAGGUUUCCAAUAUAUGAAGCUAACUUUGGUUGGGGAAAGCCAAUAUGGGUAGGUUCUUGUACACUUCCUAUGAAAAAUGCUGUCUAUUUGAUGGAUACUAAUUCAUCAGGAGACGGAAUUGAAGCAUGGGUGAGCUUGAGCAAAGAAGACAUGAACGAAUUCGAACGUCACCCAGAACUCGUCGCAGUUGUAUCCUAG
Molecule: messenger RNA, 1314 nt
Organism: Papaver somniferum (opium poppy)
Lineage: Eukaryota; Viridiplantae; Streptophyta; Magnoliopsida; Ranunculales; Papaveraceae
Product: vinorine synthase-like
Exons: 2
Coding region: 1-1314 (437 amino acids)
Source: RefSeq, a predicted model, not a curated record